AUGGCUGAAAUUCUUCUUACAGCAGUCAUCAAUAAAUCUGUAGAAAUAGCUGCAAAUGUACUCUUUCAACAAGGGAGCCGCUUGAAUUUUUUGAAAGAGGACAUCGAUUGGCUCCAGAGAGUACUGAGACACAUUCGAUCAUAUGUAGACGAUGCAAAGGCCAAGGAAGUUGGAGGCGAUUCAAGGGUCAAAAACUUAUUAAAAGAUAUUCAAGAAUUGGCAGGUGAUGUGGAGGAUCUCUUAGAUGAGUUUCUUCCAAAAAUCCAACAAUCCAAUAAGUUCAAAGGCGCAAUUUGUUGCCUUAAGACGGUUUCUUUUGCCGAUGAGUUUGCUGUGGAGAUUGAGAAGAUAAGAAGAAGGGUUGCUGACAUUGAUAGUUUAAGGACAACUUUCAACAUCACAGAUACAAGUAACAACAAUAAUGAUUGCAUUCCAAUGGAACAGAGAAGAAAAUUCCUUCAUGCUGAUGAAACAGAGGUCAUCGGUUUGGAUGAUGACUUCAACAAGCUCCAAGACAAAUUGCUUGUUCAAGAUUUGUGUAAUGGAGUUGUUUCAAUAGUUGGCAUGCCUGGUCUAGGAAAAACAACUCUUGCCAAGAAACUUUAUAGGCAUGUCCGUCAUCAAUUUGAGUGUUCUGCACUGGUCUACGUUUCACAACAGCCAAGAGCAGGAGAAAUCUUACUUGACAUAGCCAAGCAAGUUGGACUGACGGACGAGGGAAGGAAAGAACACUUGGAGGACAAUCUAAGAUCACUUUUGGAAACAAAAAGGUAUGUUAUUCUCUUAGAUGACAUUUGGGAUACUAAAAUCUGGGAUGCUCUGAACCGUGUCCUUCGUCCUGAAUGUGAUUCAAAAAUUGGCAGUAGGAUAAUUAUCACUUCUCGAUAUCAUCAUGUAGGCAGAUACAUAGGAGAGGAUUUCUCGCUCCACGAGUUGCAACCCUUAGAUUCAGAGAAAAGUUUUGAACUCUUUACCAAGAAAAUCUUUAUUUUUGAUAAUAAUAAUAAUUGGGCUAAUGCUUCACCUGUCUUGGUAGAUAUUGGUAAAAGUAUAGUUCGGAGAUGUGGAGGUAUUCCAUUAGCCAUUGUGGUGACGGCAGGCAUGUUAAGGGCAAGAGAAAGAACAGAACAUGCAUGGAAUAGAGUGCUUGAGCGUAUAGGUCAUAAUAUUCAGGAUGGAUGUGCUAAGGUAUUGGCUCUGAGUUACAAUGAUUUGCCAAUUGCAUUAAGACCAUGUUUCUUGUAUUUUGGCCUUUAUCCUGAGGACCAUGAAAUUCGUGGUUUUGAUCUGACAAAUAUGUGGAUUGCUGAGAAGUUGAUAGUUGUAAAUAGUGGUAAUAGGCGAGAGGCUGAAAGUUUGGCGGAGGAUAUCCUAAAUGAUUUGGUUUCAAGAAACUUGAUUCAAGUUGCCAAAAGGACAUAUGAUGGAAGAAUUUCAAGUUGUCGCAUACAUGACUUGUUACAUAAUUUGUGUGUUGACUUGGCUAAGGAAAGUAACUUCUUUCACACCGAGCACAAUGCAUUUGGUGAUCCCGGCAAUGUUGCUAGGGUGCGAAGGAUUACAUUCUACUCUAAUAAUAAUGCCAUGAAUGACUUCUUCUGUUCAAAUCCUAAGCUUGAGAAGCUUCGUGCACUUUUCUGUUUCACAAAAGGAGACUCUUGCAUAUUUUCUCAUUUGGCUCAUCAUGACUUCAAAUUAUUACAAGUGUUGGUUGUAGUCCAGCCUCGAAAAAAUUAUGAUUUCAGCAUUAGCCAAAUCAAAAUUGGGAACAUGAGUUGCUUACGCUAUCUGCGAUUCAAGGGGGAUAUUGAUGGGAAACUGCCAAAUUGUAUGGUGAAGCUCAAACAUCUAGAGACCCUAGAUGUUAGUAAUAGCAGCAUUGAUCUUCCUACUGGUGUUUGGAAGUCUACACAAUUGAGACAUCUUCGUUCUAACUAUUUCAAUGAAGCAACUAACUGUUGCUUUUCUAUAAGCCCAUUUUUUCCAAACGUGCCUCCUAAUAAUGUACAAACUUUGAUGUGGAUGAAUGAUAGAUUUUUUGAACCGAGAUUGUUGCACCGAUUGAUCAAUUUAAGAAAACUGGGUUUAGUGGAUGUAUCCGGUUCUACCAUUAAGAAAUUAUCAACAUUGAGCCCUGUGCCAACGACACUGGAGGUUCUAAAGCUCAGCUCAUUUUUCAGUGAAUUGAGAGAGCAAAUAAACUUGUCAUCGUAUCCAAAUAUUGUUAAGUUGCAUUUGAGCGGAACAAUUCCCUUGAACGUCUCUGAAUCAUUCCCUCCAAAUCUUGUCAAGCUUACUCUUUGGAACUUGAUGGUAGACGGUCAUGUAGUGGCAGUGCUUAAGAAAUUACCCAAAUUAAAGAUACUUAAAAUGUAUCAGUGCUACCAUAUCGAAGAAAAAAUGGAUCUCUCUGGUGAUGGUGAUAGCUUUCCGCAACUUGAAGUUUUGCAUAUUAAAGAUCCAGUCUGCUUGUCUGAAGUAACGUGCACGGAUGAUGUCGGUAUGCCUAAAUUGAAAAAGUUAUUACUUAUAGAAAGAACUGAUUCCAACGUUAGGCUCUCGGAAAGACUUGCAAAGCUGAGAGUAUGA
Molecule: messenger RNA, 2589 nt
Organism: Solanum verrucosum
Lineage: Eukaryota; Viridiplantae; Streptophyta; Magnoliopsida; Solanales; Solanaceae
Product: toMV resistance protein Tm-2(GCR236)-like
Exons: 1
Coding region: 1-2589 (862 amino acids)
Biological process (GO): defense response to other organism
Molecular function (GO): ADP binding
Source: RefSeq, a predicted model, not a curated record